CAACGUAACGUAAAACCGCGGUGCAAAUACUUAAAGUUGUGGCAACAAUAUUAUCGUUUCACAGUUGGUUUAUCGGUGUUUUAAAACAACUACGAUUUUCGAUUGAUUUUUGUUUUUUUUAAAUGAUGGAUGAAAGCGUAAAAAUUGAAAGCAUUGAUAAUGAGCUUGAUGCAAAAAAAGCCAUAACCACUCUAAUAUCCAAAAUCAGAGAUUAUCAAGUAAAAGUACAUGAAAUAGUAUCUAAUUAUUAUUUAGACUUUUUGCCUAAUUGCUACGACAAUGUGAAAAUUAUGAAGAAUGGUAAAUUGUUGGAAGAAGAUAUUAAUAAAGUGGUGACCUUGAUCAAUCAGGACUCUUCAUGGCAGUUAUAUAUGGCAAACGAAAGAAUGCAACAACAACGUGAAGAACUCGGCGAAUGUAUUAUUGCCUAUAAAACAGCAUAUAAACUUCAAACAAUUCAUGGAUGGUUUGAAAUGAUUCCUCGAUGUGGAGAUGAUUAUCAAAAACUUCUACAUAUAAUAGAAAAGAUCAAAGCACUUUUAAACGACGCAGGCGAUAAUAUACUGAUGAGAUUAGAAUGCUAUCAUAAUAUUCGAUUGCGUUGUCACGAAGAGUAUCAAAUACUGCUAUUUAAUCUAAAUAAAAAGUUUGAAUCUCUUAUUCAACUGACCGAGAAGCCGUUCCAGAAUACCAAGGCAGUUACCAUUAAGAUAAAAAAGGAUGAAGAUCAAUUGCACCAAGUAGUGCUUGCACUGAUCCACACCAAUUACAACAUACACAAGCUAUGCAAUUUUUUGAUGAACAACGUUUUCGAGCCAAUCAUAACCAAACCUGUUUUACUAGUAUGUAACGAAAAUGAUGGCGAUUAUAUGUCAUUACAGCUAUCCUACCAAUUAAAAUCAACUGAAGAUUUGCGACCAAACUAUAAGACCAUUUUCCAACAGAUGAUGGAAACAUUCUAUUGUUUAGGACAAAUGAAUAUAGUGAUAUCAGAUCGUCAGUGUAUUUUCUCAAUUAUUGCAAAACACACAAAAGGCAGAAUUUGUCGUUUGCUUAUUGAUAAUUGCUUACAAAACGAUAUCCCAAAUACUAUAGAUGAAAUGAAUGAUUCUGACAUGGCUCAAGCAGUUCAUGAAUUCAAUAAAUUUCUUACUGACAUGCUAUUUCUGGAUAAUGAGAAUGAUUGUGUACUUGACGAGUAUGCAAGUAAAAUUGAGCUUUUAUUUCAGAAAAAGUUCUGUGCUAACAUUGUGUCUAAUGCUUUUGAAAUAAUGAAAAAGGAUUUACAUGAUAUGGUACUUGUAGAAGAUCGUGAGUCCGAUUUUUCAUUUGGAUCAGACAUGUUUGCUAGUUGUAUGGUAUCAAAAAGCACAAUUGAGCUAAAAAAGUUGCUAGACAAGGUGUUAUCGGAAGGAUUAAAUGGUGAAAAAUUGUCAGAUCGCUUGAUGCAAUCGAUUGCAACUAUUUUAGAGCAGUACACUAUCCAAGUAACCCAAAGGCAUGAGAAGCUGCUACUGAAGAUACCUCAACAGUCGGCAUUAUUCCACAAUAACUGCAUGUAUUUGUCAUUUUGGUUGCAAAAGAAUGCUAGUAAACUAGAUACGGACCAUUCAUUUAUGCUAAUUGGGAACUCUCUGCGCGAUCAGGGAAAUAAAACUUUUCACUUACAAUUACAAAACCAACGUACAGUGCUGAUGCAGUCUUUACAGGAAUUUGAUAUAACUAACGGCAUUGUAGAACUGAGUCCUACGUCCCAAAAGGCAGUACGCCAAUGUAUUCGGCAGUUGGAACUUUUAAAAAGCGUAUGGCAAACGGUUUUGCCGGAUAUUGUUUACAAUAAUAGCAUUGGAAGUUUGCUGACGACUUUUUGUAUUGAAAUCAUCAAACGAGUUUUGUUGUUAGAAGACAUUACAGCAGCUCUUGGCAAUGGUCUCGUAACAGUCAUCAGGUUAAUGGAAGAUAAAGCUCCUUCCCUUUUUAAGGAUCCUACUGAUAUCACAUUACUAGUUAAACCUUGGACAAAACUAGUGCAGCUUCACACGAUUCUCGAUUCCUCACUGGUCGAAAUUACGGAGUUGUGGGCUGAAGGCAAAGGACCACUAACGUUAAAUUAUAGACCUGAAGAAGUAAAACAUUUGAUAAGAGCGUUAUUUCAAAAUACAAAUCAUAGACAGAUGUCUUUAGCUUCUAUUAUACAAAUGUAAGGAACAUGGCCAAACACUACAAUGAUACAGCCGCUAUUUUUUGUAUUCAAUUUUUUUAUUAAACGUAUGUUCCGUCUGCCGAC
Sabethes cyaneus is the source of this 2287-nucleotide messenger RNA. RefSeq names its product centromere/kinetochore protein zw10 (gene Zw10). Lineage: Eukaryota; Metazoa; Arthropoda; Insecta; Diptera; Culicidae. Gene Ontology annotation, biological process: endoplasmic reticulum to Golgi vesicle-mediated transport; mitotic spindle assembly checkpoint signaling. The transcript has 3 exons. Bases 123 to 2204 code for a protein of 693 amino acids. The record is from RefSeq and is a predicted model, not a curated record. Gene Ontology annotation, cellular component: RZZ complex.